Molecule: messenger RNA, 1941 nt
Organism: Babjeviella inositovora NRRL Y-12698
Lineage: Eukaryota; Fungi; Ascomycota; Pichiomycetes; Serinales
Product: anaphase promoting complex subunit
Exons: 2
Coding region: 1-1941 (646 amino acids)
Biological process (GO): cell division
Molecular function (GO): protein binding
Source: RefSeq, a predicted model, not a curated record
AUGGCAUCUCUGACUCAGAGUCCCUCGCAGCACAACUCAACGCUCACAAUUUCGCCGCUCGUGUCGAACCGACGCCAGGACUUCUUUGCAACCCCACAGAACCCCACGCUCUUUAACACGCCGGGCUCGAACAACAAUCUGACGUUUCUCACAACGAGCACGUUUGACCCGCACCCGCUAGCCAAUGCCGCCGCGCCGCUUUCGCAGGCGGAGAAGUUGCGGCUCUGGCGCCACGACGCAUGGAUGCAGCACCACUACAAGACGGCGGAGUACGUGGGCGACAAGGUGCUCGCGUUGACGGGUGACCCCAACGACGCGUUCUGGCUCGCGCAGGUGCACUACGCAAGCGGUAACUAUGUGCGUGCGCGGCAGCUCUUGCUGGGCAAGCAGUUCGACGCGUCGGUGUCGUGCCGCUACCUCGGUGCCCUCUGUCUCACGCAGCUCGGGCAGUGGGACGAGGCGCUCGACGUGCUCGGCGAGGUGAACCCGUUUUCAGACGCGUUCCCGGUGAAGAACCAGGACGGCGGCAUUAAGCUCGAGGCGUCCAUGUGCUACCUCCGCGGGCGUAUCUUUGCGCGCCAGAACGCAUUCGAGCGCGCCAAGGAAUGCUACAAGGAGGCGGUCAUGGUGGACAUCAAGUGCUUCGAGGCGUUUGCCGAGUUGGUUGAGAACCACCUCAUGGCGCCGCAGGAGGAAUGGGAGUUUCUCGCGGCGCUCACCUUUGACGACGACGAUGAGCUCGUUCGGCUCCUCUACACCACGCGCUUGAACAAGUACAUGCACCUCGGCCAGUACGAGGAUGCAGCGCAGCGCUUGCGUGACGAGUAUAGCUUAGGCGACAACUGCGACGUGAUGCUCAGCCGUGCGGACCUCUUGUUUGUGCAGUGCAAGUUCCAGGCGUGUCUCGAGGUGUGUGAGGCGGUGUUACGGCGCGACCGCUUCAACUUCAGCGUGCUCCCCAACUACCUCAGCUGCUUGCACGAGCUCGGAGGCAAGAACAAGUUGUUCUUGAUGGCGCACAAAUUGGCCGAGAACCAUCCCACAAGCCAUGUUACGUGGCUCGCCGUGGGGGUCUACUAUCUCAGCAUUGGGAAGAUCCCCGAGGCCCGCCGCUAUUUCUCCAAGUCCUCGCUGAUCAACCCCAACUUUGCGCAGGCGUGGAUCGGCUUUGCGCACACAUUCGCGGCCGAGGGUGAGCACGAACAAGCCAUUAGCACCUACGCCACCGCUGCACGCCUCUUUCCGGGCACCCACCUUCCCAACUUGUUCUUGGGCAUGCAGUAUCUCCAGAUGAACAACCUCGUGCUCGCGGAGGAGUACCUUGCGACGUCCUACUCGAUCUGCUCCACGGACCCGUUGUUACUCAAUGAGAUGGGCGUGAUCCACUACCACAAGAGCGACCUCAAGAAGGCUGAGUUCUACUUCAACCAGGCAUUGGCCGCUGCUAAGUACUUGAAUGCCGAUAGCAAGGCCUGGUUCUCCAUCCACGCCAAUUUGGGUCACGUGUACCGGCGCCUUGGCCAGUUCGACAAGUCGCUUCACUUCUUCCACCAGGUCUUGCGCGUUGGCGGCACUGAUGCCAACAUUCACUCUGCUAUCGGCCUUGUGCACUUGAAGAUGGGUGCCGUGUUCCAGGCUAUAGACACCCUCCACGACGCGUUGGCCAUCGCCCCGAAUGACCCCGUCGCCUCCGACUUGCUCAAGCGCGCGUUGGAAGAAAACAUGAACGGUGAGAACGAGGCCCUUCGCCGCACUAGCAGCCUGAAACCCCGCAAGCAACGCCACUCCAUGCAGACCCCGUUGGUGCACAAGUCCCGUUCGCGCAUGGAGCACGGUAACUCGUUGCUCAGCGACGACGUGAAUUUGCUUGCUAACGACUUACACAAGGGCGAAGAUUCCAGUGAUGACGACGACGCGAUUAUGGAUAUUGAAAGCGACUAG